GCUUGAGUUUAAAUCAUAUUUCAAAUUACAGAACUCGGCAACCAAUUUAACCUUUUCAUGCCCGAUUUUACAAUACUGCAUUGUAGAUACUUGGCGUAAUAUCUAAUUUGAUUAUUUUCAUCUUGUACUGCGAUUUUAUAACAAAAGGUAAAGAUAACAAGAUUAUAAGUCCAGUUAACAUAACGAAUCGCGAACGGGGCAAAAGCACAGGCAACUGAAAAAAUAGAGUUGGAUCUGGUAACUAACUAGGAGGAGUAAGCACCCUCUGUUGUCCGGUCUAUAAUUAAAAGAAAGCAUGGCUGAUAACAAUAAAGAUUAUGACUAUGCGUACGAGUAUCCUGAGAUAGAAGAUCCGUUUGCCAGCGUAGAGACUUGCAGACAAACGGACAAACCAGAACCACAGAUAUUACAAAGUCUGAUCUCUAAAGAAAAUGGAAGCAUCAAAGAUUUGACCGCCGAUGGCUUUAUUUCAUUUCUGGAAAACAAUCAGGGAGCAACAGAAAAAGACUCUCUGAGAUUUGCAGAGACACUAUUAGUGCCAAAACUUCAAAAAUCCAAAGACAUUAUGUCGCUUUCACAUCUGCUCUCUAUUGACGAAAGUAAAUUUCAGAAUUGUGUUUUGAGAUCUCUUCAGAAAUUAUUAAUGGAGGUAGAUCUUAAUGAAUUUUCAGUGGAAGUCAUUCAGGUCUGUCUUAAAAGCGUUGCACAACUUUUACAAUAUUCCCAAGAGGAAGAUUCUCUCCAAAAGAUUGUAAUGACAGUUCCAACUGUGCUUCGAAGUUGUGCGAUAGCUGUAAUGCUCCACUGCUGCUACAGAAAGGUAAAGAAAACGGUGUUCAACAACAUGAGUAAGAGUUGUGAAACAAUAGAAAAAGUGUGGAAAACUGCGAUUUCUGGAAAAAGGAUAAAAAAGGAGGAACCAUUAAAUUACCAGAUGGUUCAGGGAGGUUUGGCUUUGGCGGCAAACAUGGGGAAGUUUAAGUAUGGGACACAUUUAAAGGGUGUUUUUCAAAGUGUGGACGAUUCUUUUACAUCCUCAGAGCAUGAUAUGUCACUCGUGAAGAUUGGAAGUAGUGGGUCUGUUGUUGACCAAUAUAUUGUUAUUCUGGGAAUCUUAACAAAGAUGACAAGCAAUCCACGACAAAUGUGCGAGAGGUUCAUUAGUUUUUUGCAUCCAAUACUUCAUCAAAAAUAUAUUGAUAAGAAAAGGACAGAUCCUGAAUUCAAGCAACUUGGACAUCUUGUUAUUUGUGGCAUAGCAUUUAUAGCAAGAAAAUUUUCUCAGAUAGAAACAGAGAGUUUUCACGAUAUCAUUGAUGUUUUUGCACAUGACCAACAACUUAUCCCCGAAGAAAUGUCUGACCUUCUGUUGUCCAUAAACGCUAAAGUAGCACAACCAUUUAUCUCUAGCUUGAAUCUCUCCGAGGGAACAAUGAAUCAGCUAGCCGAGUCCUAUAUUGCAAGAGCAAUUCCAGGGCUAGUCGUUCAUAACCAAAAUCGAAGGAAUCUUCCAAAACUGUCAGAUCAGUCUCAUUGGAUGGUAUCCGGAGGUCGACUGUUUAAAAACUCAGUGCGUAUAGCAAUAAAAGUACCAGGAAUAUCGGGUAUUCAAAUUCAGAAUUGUAAGAAUUCGAUCGAAAGUAACCAGUUAGUGAAUGAAUUUGAUGUAUUGAGGACAAUACACGGAGGUAAAACUGCGAAUAUUGUGAAACUGUGGGCCUUCAACCCUCAACCAAGUCCAUUACCGUUUUACGUCAUUGAAAGUUUUCAGAAAUUCCUUCUCGAUGGACUUCUGCAUGCAAGAAAUCAUCAAAAAUUCCUUUCUGAGGAUUGGAUGAACGACCGACUUUUGGACAUUGGAAGUGCCAUCAAUUUUCUUCAUCAGAAGAAAAUUAUACACAGGGAUAUUACCAUUAAUUCUUUUGCAAUAAGGGAAUACCCAUCUCAUGGACACGAAAAAGCUGUCCUCUGUAGUCUUCAGAUGGCCUGCUCUAAUGACGACGAAGCAUCAGCCAAAACGGGGCAUAUAGCAGAUAUUCAUGGAGAAAACAUACCCACCAGGUGGUCAGCCCCAGAAUCACUUUGGGAAGAUAAAUACGAUGUUUAUACUGAUAUUUGGAUGAUUGGUCACGUGAUCCACUCACUGUUCAAGCCAUACACAGAGUUGUACAGUGAGACAACAGAUGACAUCAUGGCUAAAGUCGUCUCCUGUGGACUGAAACCUUAUAAAUGGCCAUGUGUUCCCCUUCCUUACCACAAACUGGCCACUGACUGUCUGCACUUUGACAGAGGAAAAAGAAUACAUAUUGAUAUAAUGCGUCAAAGGUUAAAAGAAAUAAGAAAGAAACAAGAACAUUCACGAAAGUCUUAUUACGAGCAUGAGCUACCCAAGAUUUCAGAUCAGCAAACUGAAAGACAACAUAAACCCGUACAGGGAAUUCCACUGAUGGUGAAGAAAAUGAAGGAAUUGACGGAAAAUGGAGAUAAGAGAAAAAGCUACUUUGAAAUAAAAAAGCGGGUUCCAACCAGUCCUAAUCCCGACUACGCACCUCUUGUCAUGACGUUAGGUAAGGGGGACCUUCUAUCUCCAGAUGAACCAAAAAUUAGCAUAAAGAGAUUUGAACUUGAAGUAGAGGAAGAAGUAACUGUCGACUUUCAUGACAAAAUAUUCCCAAAAAUGAGUCCAGAUUUUGGAGAGAAAAUGUGCAUGCAAUGGCCACCAGUGAAGCAUUCCUUUACCACUCAGGGAGUCAAAGUAAUAUUGAAAUACAGUUUCCCAGCAGCUAGGAACAUCAUGGAUUUAGUUCCAUUAUACGUCAACAACGCACAUGGAGAGGAAAAUUAUCACCUCCGAAUUAUACAUCAAGUCGCGUGUCUGGUGAAAAGGAUGCAUGAAAAACGUUGGCUAUUGGUCGAUAUAACUGGAAAGAGCAUUUAUAUCCAAGAGGAAAACGGUUUAAAGGCAUGUCAAAUACGAAUAGGACGGAUGUUGAGACUACCAUCUGGAGAAGAUAGCAUAAAGUGUGCCAGAAAGCUAGAGGAUAUUAUGUACUGGCUUCCAAAGGAGGUAAUUGGACACGGUGAAAUUUCCACAGGAAGUGACGUUUAUACAAUGGCCAUGCUGUUUUACGAGUUUUACAUGGCAGUCUCUGGAAAUGAUCAACUACAAUGUGUUCCUUUUUCCUACAAACACAGAUCUCAAAUAUUAAGUCAUUUAAAUGACGGUCAUUCUCCCGAUCGACCACCUGCCUGUCCUGAAUGGUUGUACAAGGAAGUGAUGAAGCCAUGCUGGGACCAGGACAGAACUAGUCGACCGUCAGCUGCAGAUAUUGAGAGCAUCAUAGCUAGAAAGAUUUCAGAAAUCUAUGAAAGAAAGAAAGACACAGAGGACGAUACGUAUGACAGUUUUGAAAGCAUGUCCCAGAAAUUAGCUUAUCAAGACGCGAUCUCGGAAAAUCUAAUGGAGAAGGACAGAGGAGCUAUUGAGAGUGAAAGUGACGAAGAUUACGUUUGUGUACAGAGGCAUCAACCUACAGAUUUAUGUAGUGGUGCACCUUCAUCAGAGAACAACGGAAACAACUCUUAUAAUGAUGAAAAAAUUAAAGAAGAAUUAAUUGUAGAUACAAAUGCAUCAAAUGAAACACAGCUAAAGAGAAUAUAUCGGAAACUCCAAGAAAUGGAUCAUUUUGAGCGUGCACAUACACGCGAUGGUCAAUCUUCUGGGAAAUUAGAAGACAUUCCAAAUUAUGAACUGUUUUCUCAAUCAGGAGAGUCUUAUGCUGGAACCGAAGAAAAAUGCCCUUAUAGUGCAACUCCAAAUUACGAAAAUGGAACCAUCCUUUCAUCGAAAAUGAAGAUGAUGAGACCACAACCAUUCCGAAGUAAUAUGACACCUAAUAAUGAUUUACCAGUUCCCCACGUAUACAAAGAAAACCCACUAUUCCAAACUGAUUCCUCUAUCCAUCCAUGUGCAAAUGACUUUGGUGAAGUAGACUGUGGGUCAGAAAUUUCAACUGCAGCAAGCACCUGUACUCAAGAGGAGUUAUCAGAUGAUUCGGACUAUGAAAACGAUGUUGAAAACAACAUGUAUGCGAAUCAAUGAUACAAAGCUGAUGAGCAUUUAUUUCCAAAUCUCUUAUUGUCCAUAAACAUUUGAGAGCUUCUACGUGAGAAGUGCUUACUCAUACAUUGUUUUGCUCCCAUUUAUAGACCAGUUUUGGAACUUUUUUGCUUAAUAUUAUUUUGUUAAAUUUUUCUUGACCCUCAAACUAGAUCUGUGGUUUUAUAUUUUGCAAUUUCUGAAUAAUUUUUCCGUAAUUGAUGUUAAAUUUUUCUAUUUCUUGAUCCUCAUACAAGAUCUUAGGUUUCAAUUUUUGCAAUGUCGGAUUACAGUCGGAAUAAUUCUUCCGUAAUUUUUGUCAAGAAGGACAGCUAAUCUUGUUUGUUACGUAUACUCAAAAAUAGCUUUAUAAUGGUAUACUCAAAGUAAAUCAUACCGUGCCAGUACAAAAAAAGUUAAUUAUACAGUGCCAUCAUAAUUACAAAUACUUUUACCCAUUAUAUUUUCUAGUGAAUAAUUGUCUUCCAGUUCUUUAGAUAAAAAAAAAUAUCCCUUCGCAUAUUAUAAACUGUAGAGGGAACAUAAAUUAUGAUAAAAAUAUGAAAGCAAUAUUAGCUGCAUUUCUGAGAUUUUUAUGUUGUUGUUAAGAUGUUUUAUCAUGAUAGAUUUGUAUGUAAUUUAAACCUAUAAAGU
Molecule: messenger RNA, 4753 nt
Organism: Saccostrea cuccullata (small rock oyster)
Lineage: Eukaryota; Metazoa; Mollusca; Bivalvia; Ostreida; Ostreidae
Exons: 15
Coding region: 296-4102 (1268 amino acids)
Biological process (GO): protein phosphorylation
Molecular function (GO): protein tyrosine kinase activity; ATP binding
Source: RefSeq, a predicted model, not a curated record